AUGGAAAAACUACCUAUUCAUACUGGGGAUGCAGACGGGUCCGACCCAGAGAACUCAUCUAAUUCCCGACGCGACAGAUCCAUCCCGCCCCACCGCAUCGCUAUUGCCGCAGGUUUCCUCUUCUGCUGGUAUUUGUUUAUCAAGCUAGCACCGACAACAGAACUCUCACAUGGAUGUAUAAAACACCAUGCUCCGGGCUCUACAGUGCCAGGUAUCCCAAAUAGCUGGGCCCCUGAUACGCCGGACCAAACAUGGGAAGAAUACAACAAACAACCACAAACGGAUCUGGUAGACACCAAAAUCCCGCUCGAGGCUCAUAUUAUGAGCAAGUGCCCCGAUGCACAAAUCUGUCUCCAAAGGCUGGUUCUGCCUGCCAUGGAGCAAAUCAGCGACAAGGUCGACUUCCAGCUAUCUUUUAUCGCGAGGUCAGCACUUCACUCCCUCCAACUGCACUUCAACUUUGCUCACAAUAACAUUUAA
Molecule: messenger RNA, 480 nt
Organism: Penicillium atrosanguineum
Lineage: Eukaryota; Fungi; Ascomycota; Eurotiomycetes; Eurotiales; Aspergillaceae
Exons: 1
Coding region: 1-480 (159 amino acids)
Source: RefSeq, a predicted model, not a curated record